CAUUUGACCUUACUAGUAGAUCGAGACAAUCGCAAAGAUGAAGCUUGAAAAGUUUUCGCGCAAAUGGAAUGGUUUGCUUCAUUUUGAUAACCAAACAGAUUAUUUUUCCCUUGUAGAUAAAAUUUGUUUACUAUUUGAGCAACGACCUCCGAUUACCAAACGGACAGCUAUCAAAGUGAUAUGGACAGCACUGAGUGUUCUGCAUGGUCUUCAAUACUUUGGUUUCACGAUUCAGAUGAUUCGUCGUAUGAAUAAAUCUUCAAGAAAUGUUUCAGAGCUUACAACCAUCACUAACAUGUUAGUCAUGUUAGGAGUUUCAGUCGUUCGUGGGCUAUGUUUGGCAUAUAAUCGAAAUGAUUUGAUAAAGCUCAAAAAUUUCGUUAAUUCCAAAACCUGUCAGCGCGAUAAUCCCAUUGCUUUCGAGCAACGUAAAAAUACCUAUCAAAAGAUAAACAAAUUCUUGAUAGCGUAUUAUUCAAUUUCAGUGACGAAUGCAAGUUUGUACUCUCUGACAACGGGAUUUCAAGAAGAUGUAUUCAAAAUUCCGUACUUGCUAGAAAGAUUGCCAGAAAAAGUAGCUUUAUCGAUAAAUGUCUGUACUUCUACUAUGCAUAUCCCUUGGUGUUGUACUGUUUGGUAUAGCGCUACACAACUGUUGUCGAUAAUGUAUGUUCUGCACACUGAGUUGAGAAUAAUUAUUGACCAGUUUAAGCACAUUUACGAAAAAGUGGCAGUUAAUCAUGUUUUGCAAUCAUCUGACAUCAUUUUGCUAACACAAGAACAGAAAACGCUCUUUCUUGCAGAACUUAAUUCGAGGUUCAGCAAUGCUUUGGCUUAUCAUUCCGAAUUUAUCAAAUAUCUGCAACUUUUCCAAAAAACAUCAAGCAAGAAUUUUUGCAUUCUGUUCAUCGUGGGAGCAAUUAUCAUAACCGUCAACACUGGAAUAUUCAUUCUGGAACCAACAAUUGAGCAAUUACCAUUGCUAAUAGUGUCCAUCCAGUUCACAACGGAAAUCUACUGCUGUUGUACAAUGUUUCAAAGCUUGGAGAAUGAGAAUAAUCGAAUCACCCAGUACAUUUAUGCUCUAGAUUGGAUCAAUGAUUUGGGCAGUCUGACCACACUGGAUGAUCGAAAGUACAGCAAAUCGAUUCACAGGAAUGCACUUAUGUUGCUAGCACAAGUGAAGAACGGAAUCAAGUUCAGAGUUGGUGGAAUGUUUUCUCUUGACUUGAAAACGUUUACUGAUUUGAUACGGAGUGUAUAUUCACUGUUGACGCUCAUGAUGCGUACCAUGAGCGAUGUUUAAGAAAGGAUGCAAUUAAUGCUGAUGGUCAACAAGUAUAUAUUGGUCUAUUAUUAUUAUCUUUAUUAAAGAGACUUUCAGCUCAUAUAUUGAUCUAGAUGCAAUCAUUUAAACAUUAUUCUUGUUAAGUUACUUCGAAGCGCUUUUUCAUAGUUCAAACUUUUCUCUCGAAAAAUUAAACAAUUAAAACUGUAAGAUUUGUAGCUAUUUUGGAGAACCAAACGUUUAGGUCGUUAAUUCCAAAGUGUACAAUUGCCAAAAAAAUUUAUGAAUCACAUACCAAACCCAUAUGUAAAACGCCUUGAGAUAGGAAAAGUGAGUUUGAACAAUUCAUUUUAUACUCCAAUUACUAUAUUUCAAUUAUUGAAGUCAUACCACAAAUGUUCCAGAGCACGAAUUGGUUAAAAAAAUAGUACAUUGCGAUCAACCACCGGGUAACAAAACGAUUAAGUUUUGUACUUUUGAAAUUUCAAACCAUGGCUUCUUUCCAUGUUUACAAUAAAACAGCUUUCUGUUCAUCAAAACCCCUGAGAAAACUUGUAAUUCUAGGAUCCGAAAAUAUAGUUGGAAUAUAUGAAACUAUGAUAACGCAUGUUUGGAGAAGAACGUUACGAGAUGGUUCAAAACUAAUAGGGCGAUAUUCAAAACUGAAAUGGCAAU
Molecule: messenger RNA, 1963 nt
Organism: Aedes aegypti (yellow fever mosquito)
Lineage: Eukaryota; Metazoa; Arthropoda; Insecta; Diptera; Culicidae
Gene: Or80
Exons: 4
Coding region: 38-1306 (422 amino acids)
Biological process (GO): sensory perception of smell; detection of chemical stimulus involved in sensory perception of smell
Cellular component (GO): plasma membrane
Molecular function (GO): odorant binding; olfactory receptor activity
Source: RefSeq, a predicted model, not a curated record